CAGUCGCGUUUUGAAUAUCAACAGAAAGUGGUCGGCAACUGGGGAUCGCACUGUCUCUCUUUCAAUCGGUUAAUGUGAUCACGACUUGAAAUCUUAAUUGACGAGAGGCGUUCGAAACAAAAUGUAUACAAAGUCGCGGUCAAAUGUGAUAAAAUAUCGAUAUAUGACCAUAAGACCAUAUAAUUAAGUAUAUUAAUAAGCAUUAUUGAAUGCAAACUUGGAGCUGCGAACACAUCAGUGAAAGCCUAUGCAAACCAGUUUUCCAAGAAAAUAAGUCGUGCAAUUAGAAAAUUACAAUCACCAGAUUUUACAGUAGUGCAUAUUGACUGACUGCUGGAAAAGCAAAAGUUCCGGGCAAACUGAAAUCAUUAAUAGGCACCAGCUGUGCGAAGUCAAAAAUUAACAAAGGCAAUUAUAGAGCCUAACUUCUAUUAUAAUACGCAGAUUGGGCUCCACAAGUGCAGUCAUGUAAAUGGGUGUGUAUUACCAGCGGUCAUUGUUUCGCGUUGAAUACUGUGUAUCAAUUACCCAGUGGCGUAGGCCAAUCGUUAAUUUCACUCUCUAAAGAAGGUCAUUUGGUUUCUAUAGAAUCGGUGCUCACUUUCAGGCGGAAAAUUGAAAAAAGUAGGUUUCAUGUAAUGCAAAAGUAGUCCCAUGGCCCACUAGUUAUCUACUCGCCUGACCUCGGACAAGAUCCCAUCGAUACGGAGUGGGUGGAACUGCAGUGGAUUGGAGAGCCAACUCAUCGGUCGAGCUCAUGCACGUUGUUGUUCAACAAGUUUGUUUGAGGGUUAGACGACCUUGAUUCGAUCCAUCCAACUUUGGGCGAUAAGAUUAUCCGCGAUCCUCCUUAUAAAAGUUAGGCGAAAGCUUCGAAAUGUAUCAGUCAUUAGGAACAAAUAUGUUCUGCAUUUAUUAAGAACUCAGCAGUUCACCGGUUUAUUGACCAGCUUAACGAUCAGUCCCGCGCAUAAACCAAAGGCAAAAAUCGAAUAAAAAACAACUCGCCACUCGGGUAUCUGGUUCGUUCAUAAACAACAAUCUGCUGCCGUCUAAUGGCCGAUAACGCGGUGCAAGCUCAGCCAAAUGGUCUGGGCCCGCAAAAGCAAAAGGCGCUGGAGCUGCACUUUAGCCAAGUUAGCUACAGCUUAAAGGGGGCCACCAAAGGAUCCACUCCCAUUAUCAACGAGGCAUGCGGGGUCUUCAAAUCGGGACGACUUACGGCCAUUUUGGGACCCUCAGGAGCUGGAAAGUCCACCUUGCUUAAUGCUUUGGCGGGUUUUAAACUCCAGGGAGUUACGGGCCAGUUUCUGUUGAAUGGACGCCCCAGGGAUAUAAUGAGCUUUCGGAAAAUGUCCGCCUAUAUUGCUCAGAACUUUGUGAUGCUAAAUCUGCUCACGGUUGAGGAAACUCUGCGAGUUUCUACAGACCUGAAGAUGCCCAGUUCCACAGCUGCUCAAGAGAAACAGAAAAUUAUAGACGAUAUUAUCGACAUACUGCAGCUACAAUCCUGCCGCAGGACCCUGGUGAAGAAUUUAUCCGGAGGCGAGCACAAGCGCUUGUCCAUUGGCAUUGAGUUGGUAACGAAUCCGCCCAUUAUGUUCUUCGAUGAGCCCACCAGCGGAUUGGAUUGUGUGGGCAGCUACCAGGUGAUUUGCCAUCUGCAGCGACUGGCGCACGAUGGCAGGAUAGUUGUUUGUGUGGUUCAUCAGCCGGGAUCGCGACUCUUCCAACUCUUCGAUGAUGUCCUGGUUUUGGCUCACGGAGAGGUCCUUUACGCUGGGGAACAGCGGGAAAUGCUGCCCACUUUCGCACAAUCCGGCCACAUCUGUCCACAGUACUACAAUCCCGCGGAUUUCGCCCUGGAAGUGUGCAGUCAGUCCUCCACCACAGAACGCUGUGAAUCGCUCAUCACUCAGAACAAGAUGAUGCACAGCACCGCCAGUAAUGUUGUGAAGCUUCAAGUGGAUGAGGAGACAGCCUUGAUAGAUGUCCACAAGGAUGCCUUGGACUUGUCUCACCUGCGUGGUAAGGAGCAGGUGGGUUUCUGGACCCAGCUAAGUGUCCUGCUUCGUCGUCAUCUGCGCUCCAUGUCCAGAGAUAUGUUUGCUGUCCAAAUGCGUCUGGUGAUGCACGUGGUGGUGGCCCUGCUCUUGGGCGUUGUCUACUGGCAGAUAGGUGGCGAUGCACAGAAAAUCGUGUCCAAUGUAUCCUGCCUGUUUUUUGUGAUACUCUUCGUGUUCGCCGGCAAUGCCAUGCCCUCGAUCCUGCUGUGCAUGCAGGACUCGGCGGUGUUCAUCAGGGAGUACUACAACGGAUGGUACUCCCUGGGAGCCUACUAUCUGUCCAAGGUCCUGGCCGAUCUGCCCCUGCAGCUGACUUGUCCCACAAUGUUCAUCAGCAUCGGCUACUUCAUGACGGGUCAGCCACCGGAAUUCCAACGAUUUGCCAUGUGCUGGGCCCUGUGCGUGAUGACCGCCUUCAUUGGCCACUUCAUCGGGGUGAUCGCAGGCUCCCUGUUCACCAUGCAGUUGGCCAUAUUCCUGGUGCCCAGUGCCACCAUUCCGUUCCUCCUGUUCUCCGGCUUCUUUAUUCGGCUGAACGAGCUCUCCUGGUUUCUGCGCCCCAUCUGCGACGUGUCCUUCUUCAGGUACAUCUUCGAGGGUCUGAUGCGAGCCAUCUAUGGAUACGAUCGCGGGGAACUGGAGUGCUAUGCCACAAGCAACUUCUGCUAUUACAGAACGGCGGAGCAGUUCCUCAAGGACUUCCAGAUGGAGGGCAAUGAGUUCGAUUGGGAUAUGGCUGUCCUGGGAAUAUUUCUCAUCCUCCUGCUGCUAGCCUUCUUUGUAACCCUGAACGCAGUCAUCCGGCGAGCUCUUCGGUGAUAUGGUUAGUUAGGAAUCUGGCCCUUAACAAAUGUAAGGGAGAUUGUUAGUGAAUGGCUAAUAAAGUGUUACGAUUGUUAAACUUUUU
Messenger RNA from Drosophila melanogaster (fruit fly), 2973 nucleotides. RefSeq lists its product as uncharacterized. The coding region runs from base 1056 to 2885 and encodes 609 amino acids. The record is from RefSeq and is marked reviewed. Gene Ontology annotation, molecular function: ATP hydrolysis activity; ABC-type transporter activity; ATP binding. NCBI's taxonomy places the organism in Eukaryota, Metazoa, Arthropoda, Insecta, Diptera, Drosophilidae. The transcript has 7 exons. Gene Ontology annotation, cellular component: membrane. Gene Ontology annotation, biological process: transmembrane transport.